Messenger RNA from Musca domestica (house fly), 797 nucleotides. Its product is annotated as adult cuticle protein 1. The record is from RefSeq and is a predicted model, not a curated record. The coding region runs from base 154 to 507 and encodes 117 amino acids. The transcript is spliced from 2 exons. NCBI's taxonomy places the organism in Eukaryota, Metazoa, Arthropoda, Insecta, Diptera, Muscidae.
UUGCUGGACAUUGGGUGGAGCGAAUUUGAAUUGCAAUAUAAAUUAAGGGAUUUUGCUUGGCAUUGAAACAGAAUAGAAUCUGCGUGCCAAACAGCAACACACAGUUUAGUUUUCUGCGAUCUCCAGUUGGAAAAAAUCAAAAACUCAAUCAAAAUGAAAUUCGCUGCUGCCAUCUUGUUCACCUUAGCCUUGGCUUUGGGCGUUCAAUCAUCAUUGGUUCCUGGUGUGGUCACACAAGUUGCUGGUGGCGGCUUGUCCUACACUGCAGUCUCAUCCCCAGUUGUUGCCGCCCCCUGGCCUCUAUAUCCACAUGCUGCCGUGGCCGUUCAUGCCGCCGCUCCAGCUGUUGCCGUCCACGCUGCUCCCGUCCAUGCUCCCGUUGUAGUGCCCGCCGUUCAAGGUUCUUAUGUUGCACAGACACGUGGUGCUGUCCACACCGCCCCCUUGGCCGGCCAUGCCAGCUCCGUUGCCAAUGUUAACUUGGCUCCAGCUCCCGGUACUGUUUAAACGACUGCUUGGAUUGGAUUUGAUUUAUGGUUGAUCGUAAUAGUCAUGACAUUCGUCUCUGACAUAAUUCUACUGCAGGGUACCUCCUACCAUCCACAAAUGUACAUACAUACACACAUUUUUGAUUAGCACACAUUGCCAUCUAGUUCAUGUUUUAUUUUAGUUCCAUAUCGUUUUAAUUUAUACACUUCUUCUGUUUCACAAUUUUUUGGAGUUUUGAUUUUCCUUUCCCCUCUUAAGCUCCGCCAUAAAUAAAGCAAUUACUGUGAAAAGUAAAAAAUUAAAUAUUA